UUAGUCUCAUGAGUCUAUAAUGGACCCAUUUAGUUCAGAUCCGGUAGAUAUUACAUCAUUAAGAGGACAGGCUCUCACUAAAGGAGGUCUAUUGUGUAAUGAAUUGAGGAGGAGAGCAUGGACCAAACUAUUAGGAAUCAACAUAUACAACAUACCAUCAUGUUCUCAUUUAGAUCAUAAAGAUAAGAAUCAGGUUAUUUUAGACGUUAAUCGAUGUGGGCGUUGCCUACCUAAAGAAUUAUUGAUAGAGCGUAUUAAUUCAAUACAGGACAGUUUAAUAAGAGUUCUAUUAAGAUUAUUAGUGACACAUACUGAUCUGUGCUACUAUCAAGGUCUUCAUGAUGUAGUACUGACAUUUUUAUUAUUACCACUAAAUGAGAACAUCACCUUUGCCAUCAUGAAUGUACUAGUACAAUACCAUAUUAGGGAUUGUUUGUAUCCUGAUAUCGGACGUACUAAGGAACUGAGGAUUAAUGAUAGCCAAUUGGAAUCAUUUAUUACAAGGUCAGAGUGUGAGUAUUAUUUCUCAUUAAGUUGGAUCCUGACCUGGUACAGUCACGUGGUCUAUGAUAGAGAUGAUCUCCUCAUGCUAACUGAUCUAUUCUUAGCAUCUCACCCACUGAUGCCAAUAUAUGUAGCCACUGUUGUUGAUUUCAUUUGGAUCAAUCGUGACCAGAGACACUUUGAGUGAUUCAUGGAGCUACUGAAUGAACUGGAAAUGGAACAGAAUGAAUAUGGAACACUAAUGGAUCGGUUCCUUGAUAUGCACAUGUACAUCACAUCAGCUUUACAAAGGACUGAUGUUAAAGCAUUAGGAUUACAAAUGGCUCUUGAUCUGAUACACAAAGAAAAGAACAUUGAUCUUAUAACUGGACUGAAGACCAGGACACAGACUGGUAGACCUAGCUGGGAUAAGAGCUAAAGGACAGUGGAUAUGGACCAGUGACAGUAUUCUAUUGUGGGUCACCAGUACUGGCUAGAGUAUUAUCAGUGAAGUCUCAAUAUUAUGGAUUUAAAUUUAGAAAAGAAAACUUUUAGACAUUAA
Molecule: messenger RNA, 1045 nt
Organism: Amphimedon queenslandica
Lineage: Eukaryota; Metazoa; Porifera; Demospongiae; Haplosclerida; Niphatidae
Product: TBC1 domain family member 20-like
Exons: 7
Coding region: 20-691 (223 amino acids)
Biological process (GO): positive regulation of GTPase activity; endoplasmic reticulum to Golgi vesicle-mediated transport
Cellular component (GO): endoplasmic reticulum membrane
Molecular function (GO): GTPase activator activity
Source: RefSeq, a predicted model, not a curated record